AAUGUGAACAUGGAAAUGAUGUCACAAUCAAGGAAGGCGGGAAAUCGACAAACAAAACUACAUACCGCUGUAAGGUUGGGCUCUGUAAUGCAUGCCUCACGUAGGUGUUGUCAUCAAUAUUAAAACGAGAAGUAUAGAGGGUAUACUCUUCUGAUUUUUAAUCCAAUGAUCAGCCAAGGGAAUGUCAUUUUACCAGUGGUAAAGGAUUCAGAAAGCAGUCUUUAGCUGAGGUUUUAAGACCAACGAGCUCCCACCGAGUGCACUUCAUUCCGUAAAGUUGGACUGCUAACUUUGAGAUGUUGACGUUGGCUUUAAUCCCCGUGCAAUGAUGACUCUAUUGGACGGUCAACUUGGGUUUCGACGCGAAUCUUCUUUAGACAGCAACGAUCCCGCUGAACUAGAAGCACUUACAAGCACCGAUAUGACGUCGAGCAGUAGUCAACAGGAAACGAUCACCAAAGACGACUACGAUGGCGAUGUCGAAGAUGACACGGAUACCGACUCGAAUAUCCAACCGACGAUUGCAAGUCGAAUCUCUCUCGCGCGAACGUACGCACUUUGUAUCGCAUUGGGAUUCCUGGGAGCGCAUUACUACUAUCUGGGCAUGCGCACAAAAGGUCUUCUCUACACUGCUACUCUGGGCUUCUUCGGGAUUGGUUGGUUGAUAGACUGGUUCCGGUUACCAUCUAUCGUUGAGUCCGUUCGUAGGAUACGACGAGAGGAGGCUGAGAAUGGAUACGUACUCUAUGCCGUGCCCUUUGGUGAAUUGGAGGAAAGAUCUCUGGUGAAUGCAUAUCUCUAUGCUAUCCCACCUUGGGGACUCUUUGGAAUGCACCACAUGUAUCUCGGAACUUUUCGGAAAAACGACGCUUUUAGCCUGCUAUACACCGCUACACUCGGCUUUAUUGGGUUCGGAUGGCUCUUCGACCUUUUCCGUAUCCCGAUACUUGUCCGAAGGGCGAACGAAGACAUCCGAGACCUCCGUUCGGGAAAACCCGUCUCCUCGAGUCCUGCGUGCACACUCCACCUUGACACUGCUUAUUCUUUAGUCUUUCCUCUGGGCUUUUUUGGACUUCACCACUUCUACAUGAGACGUUAUUUCUAUGGAUUUGUUUAUCUUUUCACCUUUGGAAUGGCUGGUGUCGGAGUCUUGGUUGAUAUUUUACGAUUGCCGGUUAUCUUCAAGCGAACAAAAACAGAGCUGAAAGACUUGAGAUUUUCUCUAUAUCACUUGGACGAUACAUAUUUCCUGUGGUUUACUCCUUUAGGGCCGUUUGGGCUUCAUCACUUCUAUUUACGUAACUGGAAGAUGGGCGUGGCCUAUUUAUUCACAUGUGGAUUCCUUGGCGUUGGUUGGCUAAUUGACGCGUUCAGGAUGCGCUCAUUGGUUGAAGAAAGCAAUAUUAAAUUAGACACAGAUCUACUCUGGGAUCACCAUUUUGUUAAAGAAACACAGAGUAAAGGAAAUAUGAACAUCUUUAUUGAUAGUAAACUAUUCAAUUAUCCAAUCACCGAUGAGGAUUCGAACAUUCAGGUUUAUGCCUUCCCUUUGCGGCCAAGCGGGAAGCCAUCCUGGUUGCUAGGGUGGGCGUGGUCACCUACAUCAUCAGACCCACCGUUGGCCAAUCAGAAUGGGUUUACGACAUCGGAAGAGGAGCCGAGCCAAACUGAAACAAGAAAUAAAACCCCAUUGGUGGGGGAAACUUUAGAAGGAGCUGUGGGUUGGACAAUAGAUACCCACGAAAAUUAUGAAGUUACUAUUGCAUAAUAGUGAGAUGUCUAGUUAAAAUACAAUGGCCCGUAUUCUGAAGUCAGGUUUAACUUAGACCAUAGUCUAACUCUGCGCUAAAAUUAUGGGAAGCCAAAAGUGUAAAAAUUUGUACGUUUCUUAUGUCUACUGUGCUCUUUCUAGCUGAUUCAUCGAUGGUGAAGACAAUCAUCUAUUUAUACUUUCUAUAUAAUUAAGAAUAAUUUGAGAGCCAAAAUGAGCUGAAACAUGAUAUCUCUACUGUUAGUGAUUUAUGUAACAAUUGGCUAUCCAUACUAAAACCACAACUUUAAUCCUGAGUUUAAGUUUAACCCGACUUCAGAAUACGGGCCUAUAUCGUCUGUAAUAGCACGUUCAAAGUUUGACCACUGAAAUGUAGGGUAUUAGCCUCCAACCAUAAAUGCUCAUCACAUCCAAAUAAUUUCUGAAAUGCAACAUGGAGAAUUACGAUAGACGACCUAUUAAUGACUUUUGCGAAGUAGGUAUAACCGAGUAUAAACAAGAGUGGAUCGAAAUAGGCAUUUUAUUUUUUUCGGAAUGGGGUAAGAGAUGAAUGUUCUAUUUUAGCUCGGUCCUUAAAUUUUCUGAUAUUUUUAUUUUCGUUUAUGCUUAACGUACGCUAUCGAUCGAAGAAAAUUCCAUUCUUAUUCAAAAACUUGAUUUUUUUUAUUCGACUUCUGUAAAUGGUGAGUGUGGUAUAUAUCUUAUUAUUUAUUUGUAUAGCACUUCUAGGGAUACAAUGACUGUUCAUACGUCCAUGUUAAUUGCGGAAAGUAUCCUGGGCUCCCGCGGUAUAUCUUAUUUUCUUAGACAGACAUGGCACAUUAUAAACAUUCACUAUCAUUAAUCAUUAUCAUUAUUAAGAUAACAUUAAACUAUAUACUCCCCUGAUAUCUCAAGACAAACCUGACAUAGAAUGACAUAUAUGUUUUCUAAAACUUCUGAAAAUGUGAAAAAAAUGUUUGCUUGACAUAAUUUGAUCAUGAUGAAAAUAAUCCUUUUUAAUAAUAUAAAUAAGGAACAACAUCGUUUAUUACACAUAGUUUUACUUUUGAGAUUGGAGAUGAGACUAUACAGGACAAUGAAUAAGAUCAUUUUAUACACUCCGCUGAUACGUGUGCCAUACAUAUAUUACCUAACACAAUAUUUUAAGCAUUAUUAAGCUGAUGGAUAUAAAUAAAACCUAGUUUGCAACUUCCUG
This is a messenger RNA of Lytechinus pictus (painted urchin), 2969 nucleotides long. RefSeq lists its product as uncharacterized. The coding region runs from base 326 to 1768 and encodes 480 amino acids. The transcript has 3 exons. The record is from RefSeq and is a predicted model, not a curated record. NCBI's taxonomy places the organism in Eukaryota, Metazoa, Echinodermata, Echinoidea, Temnopleuroida, Toxopneustidae.